UUGACCGAAACACUCUGCUUGGUCUAGUUUAGAUUGGUACUAAACACACGCACGCCAGAGACUCCGAUUGAAAUAUUUACGGUCAUACACUUGGUUCUUUCGAUCCCCAAAAUCCCAAUCUACUUCCCCUUUGCUCGUCUCUCUCCCCCAAGCUUUCAUCUCCCUGAUGUGAACUCCAGCGUAAUUGCAUCAUUGAUUAAUUGAUUAUUGCAACGAACGCUUCCUCGGAGUUCUGAGCCUUGAUGAUUUUGAUCUGAAGAACCAUUAUGUGUGUAAAAGAAAAAGGUUCUGGCACAUGUGAGAGUGAGAAUAAGUCAAGUCUUACAAACUACAAAGUUGUGCUUCAUAAUAGAAUCUACUUUUGCAACCACUGCCCUAGAAUUGUCCCUCAUCCUGACACAAAAAUUCGAAAUUGUUGUUGCAGCUUCAGAUCCAACAGGUGAAAUACAAAUUAUUUUGGAGGAAACUGAGGUUCGUACUUUGAUUGGAAAAAGAGCACGAUAACUACUUGCUGAGCAAGUGGGAAGAUCUAUAUGAAUAGAGUAAAUGUGGCAAUUUUGAAACAUUUGGAUGGUAUGAUCCUUGAUUUACAUUGACCUGUUUAGUAUUGCAUCUCUAGCAACUUUCCAUGCUCAUUGGAAUUCUAAAGAAAGGAAAGGAACUUCACAAUCAUACCGAUCAUCAGCACAUCCUCCUUUGAGUUGCUCCAUUCAGGUCUAUCUGGUGGAGUUCACAUUUUAUUUGCAUUAGUAUAAUGAAGCUUCUGGUAGUAGUAGUAGUAAUAGAUUUAAAAUCAGUAUCAGUCCUUUUACAAUGUUCUAGAUGUCUCUAGUAGAUGCAACCAAAAUUGAAUAAAUUAACGUUGACCACAUGCUUAAGAAUUUCUCAAUGCAAUUAUUCAGUCGAAGACUAUGAUUAUGCAGUAUUAAGGAACAAGUAAUUACCAAGGUUAUUACGGCGCCAAGUCGAGCCUUGGCGCCCGGAUACCUUGGAAUCGACUAGUCGACAAGUCGCCCGACUAGUCGUAAAAAGUCGACAAGUCAUUCUUAUACAUAUUUUUACUAGAUUUAAUAUAUAAAAUAUAGUUGAACGCACAUCAGUUAAUAGUUUGAAUCAAAAGUAAAAAAUAAUAAGCAACAGUGAGAUGUAUUUGACGUAGCAGAUUGUUAGCUCACAUAAAUUGAAGCCAGAAAGUAGUGAUAGGAAAGAAAUAAUAAUGCGAAGUUGAAAUAAUCCAAAGAUUAGGAAUAUACUUAUAUGUUAUAAAUGAUACAAAGAUUACAUAGCCUGAAGCCAAACAGUAGUGACAGGAAGGAAAUAAUAAUGUGAAUUUGAAAUGAUACAAAGAUCAGUGAGACACUGAUAUGUUGAAAAUAAGUCGCCAUACUAUAUAGUUGUUGCUUGACUUUUUCUAUAAAACGACUUGUCGACUAGUCGAUGACUAGUCGUCGACUUGAUAACAAUGGUAAUUACUACAUGUAAGAAAUGACAAAUUUUCUGUUUGAAGGUUUUUGCUUGUUAUUUUCCAUUGUAUAAUAAUUAGAAGUAGAUUAAUGCAAGAUUAAGAGGAAAGUCUUCUUGGAGCAGGCCGAGCCCUUCCCCAAUAACUCAAACGCGUUCGGUCUUUUUUUGUUUUGAGUAGGCGGAACCGUUAGACUCCAGUUGCAGUAAGAAACUACUACUUGUAUUACCUCGGGCUCAUGUUGUUCUGUUAUGUAUUCUUUACAGGUAACUUUAUUAGUGGAACCAUAUUGAAAGAGACAUCAUACAAUAUACCUAUUUCAAAGAGAUAUAUUAAAAAUUGGGCUGCCCUAUCAAGAGGCCCUAUGCCAUUGCUUGUGCCACACGGGGUUGUUAAAACCAGGCGUGGGUUAGGCUUUUGUGGGGUUGUAUUAUUUGGCUUGCAGAUCCUCUGCUUUUGUUUCUUGUAUGUUGCCACGGUUUUCCUCCACCAUAAGUUUGUUCGCCACAAGCGAGGAUUCUCAAUUUAUUUAAGUGUCUUAUUCGUCAAAAAGGUGAGCAGUAAUUGCUCAGAGUAUGCAAAUAAAACAGUCUCCUUCCAAAGGCCAUUUCUGUGCGGGACAUAGAAUCUAUAGUUUCUCUUAGUCCCCUGCCAUGCCGCAAGAUGCUGAAUGGUGGAGAGAUGCUGACAUUCAAGUGGUCCCAAGCAUGCUCAUUAUUGAUAGUACGUUUCUCAAAGAAGUUAAUUUUAAGGUUUUUAGCUUGCGGGAUAGUUACCCUUAUCUUUACGGUUGAAGAAGUAAUCAUUCUUCAACAGACUUUCAUCGAAGAAAUGGAAAUUCUUCAGCCAUUCAUCCUCACGAGUGAAGCCCUCCUCAGACAGCAGCACAUCUUUGUAAUAGAAUUGACAGUCUACAUCAUGCUGUUACAAUAAUACAAUACCACAUCUGUGAGAAUUGAGGACAGCAGAUUCAAGGAAAUUUUAAAUAGAGUAUACAAUAAACAUCA
This is a messenger RNA of Daucus carota subsp. sativus, 2469 nucleotides long. RefSeq lists its product as uncharacterized. The transcript has 10 exons. The record is from RefSeq and is a predicted model, not a curated record. The coding region runs from base 1701 to 2087 and encodes 128 amino acids. NCBI's taxonomy places the organism in Eukaryota, Viridiplantae, Streptophyta, Magnoliopsida, Apiales, Apiaceae.